Molecule: messenger RNA, 1839 nt
Organism: Mytilus trossulus (common blue mussel)
Lineage: Eukaryota; Metazoa; Mollusca; Bivalvia; Mytilida; Mytilidae
Product: chloride intracellular channel protein 2-like
Exons: 1
Coding region: 42-791 (249 amino acids)
Biological process (GO): chloride transport
Cellular component (GO): cytoplasm; apical plasma membrane
Molecular function (GO): chloride channel activity
Source: RefSeq, a predicted model, not a curated record
CUGACUUUCUGGAGCUUUAUUCUUUACACUUUCUAUCGAAAAUGAGUGUUAAUGGUGAUUCUCUUCCCACAAAUCAUGUGGAGUUGUAUGUUCGUGCUGGGAAAGAUGGAGAAAGUUAUGGAGCAUGUCCUUUCUGUCAGAGGUUCUAUAUGAUUCUAGAUCUGAAGUCUGGAGAGUUGAAUUAUGAUGUGAUUACUAUCAAUAUGGCUCGUCCACCGGUGGAUUUUAAGAAGUUAGCUAAUCGUUUGCCUGUUCUAAAGCAUGGAGAUGAAAUCAGAUCUGACAACGAUGAGAUUGUUCAGUAUGUUGAUGAAACAUUCCCGUAUCCAUCUCUACAAUACAGCAACAUGCAAGCCCAUUCCGUUUGUUUAGACAUUUUCUCAAAGUUCUCGUAUUUUAUCAAGCAAGUAAGCCACUCAGCAGAUCAUUUACUGAAGGAACUACAAGCCAUAAAUGACUAUCUGGAAACUGCAGACACACGCUACCUAUGUGGAGACAAGCUUACUCAUCUAGAUUGCCUAAUGUUGCCAAAACUUCAGCAUAUCAGAGUUGCUGCCAAGGCUUUCAAAGAUUUUGAAAUUCCUGAUGAUAUGGUUGGGCUAUGGAAGUACUUGGCUGCAGCAUAUAAGAAUGAAACCUUCCGAAAGACAUGUCCAUCGGACCAGGAAAUUGUUAACCACUGGGAGUCAAAACCAGAAACUCCUUCCCUGUCUGAAGAAAAGAUGAAGUGUUACAGCACUGAUGGCUACAACAAACCAAAGUUCUCCUUUGACACUCCAAUAAAAUGUUAAAAAUGGGAGAUAACUCUAGUGUUAAAGAAAGAAAAUCCAAAAGUAAGGGAAUUAACUCUAAACUGUUGAAAAAAUUGCAAGAUUUGUUAAAGGUAUUGUUAUGACAUGUAUGAUCAGCAUUAUAAGUUGUUUUAUUAAGUAUGUCACAAAAUAUUAUGUUAUUAGUUAGAUUUCAAAGUAAUUUCAUUUAUACAGCAGACAUAUAUGUACAUACUGCAUCCUAUUGCAAUUGGCAUUCCUCUUGUAGAAAACUUGAUAAAAAUAAGACAUGGGUUUUUGUUUGUAACUCUUGAUUUUUUUUACAUUAUGAAGUUGACGCCCUGUGACAUUUCUAUAUCCUUAUACAUUGAUAACAGUUAAAGUUAUACCGUUUAGUUGCAAUGAAGAUUAACCAUAUUUUAAAAAUCCAAUCUAGAAAUCCUUUUAAGUUUUUGAAGAAAAAAAAGAUUCAGGUAUACGUAAAGUAAGGAAAAAUGUCUCUUAUGCAGUUUUGUUAUAUAGUGUCCUUCUACAAAUUUUUAUUGAUUAUUUUUGGAAAUAUGAAUAAAUACAUAUAUGCUUAAAAAAAAUCUUUCUGAUUUUAUGUUGUAAAAGUGUAGUAAUUAAUAGUUUGUCCUAGCUAAAGUAUGAAGCCAUGUUAUGUAAAUGACAUACCAGUAACUAAGCUGUACUAAAAUUUGUGUUUGUUAUAUGCAUAUCAAUGUUGCUUUGUCUACUUAUAUACCUUACAUAUUUUUGUUGUAGUAACUAGUCAUUUUCAGCAUUAUUUUACAGUAAGAACAUGUACAGCACUGAUAAGAUUGUACCUUAAACCCACUUGUCUCUGAAUUUGUUUUAUCUAUAUACAUUGUUAUAUUGAAGUAUGUAGGUAUUUUUGUUAGAUACAAGUGCCUUGAACUCUUUACUGUGUGUUAACAACAAAAAUAUUUUUUUCAACAAAGGGUUUUUAAAAUGUGAUCAACUUUGAUUUUUUUUUUUAAAUUUCAAAAAUAUGAUCCAAGGGAGAUUACUUUGAUUACUUUUUUAAAGAUUAUAUUAUGAGCAGUAA